Molecule: messenger RNA, 1089 nt
Organism: Rotaria sp. Silwood2
Lineage: Eukaryota; Metazoa; Rotifera; Eurotatoria; Philodinida; Philodinidae
Source: the annotation of a GenBank genome assembly
AUGCUCAAUGAAGGAAUUAUUGUCCCUUCAAAAAGCCCUUGGGCGUCUCCAGUGGUACUCGCACCUAAAAAAGACGGGUCCAUUCGCUUCUGCAUUGAUUAUCGCAAGCUCAACGAGAUCACUAUUCGUGAUGCUUACCCAAUUUCACGCAUUGACGAUACACUAGAUGCACUACAACAUGCUCACUUUGUUUCAACAUUAGAUUUACGUUCCGGCUAUUGGCAAGUCGAAAUGGAUGCAUCAAGUAAAGCACUGACGGCAUUCGUCACACACAAAGGACUAUUCGAAUGUACGGUGAUGCCUUUCGAACUUACCAACGCACCAGCCACUUUUCAGCGUCUUAUGGAUAUUGUACUAGCUGGUCUUAAAUGGCAAUGCUGCUUGGUGUACCUCGAUGAUAUCAUCGUCUAUUCUUCAACAUUUGAGCAACACCUUGAAGAUCUUCGUAAAGUUUUCUUAGCUCUCGCUGAUGCCAACCUGACACUCAAGACUUCGAAAUGUAACUUUUGUCGACGAGAAAUGAAAUUCCUCGGACAUCUUAUUACCCCGGAUGGCAUUAAACCAGAUCCUGGCUUGAUUGCCACAAUUGAACAAUUCCCUCAACCAACAAAUAUCAAAGCAGUCCAAGCCUUCCUCGGACUUUCCGGCUACUAUCGCCGUUUUAUCCAAAACUAUGCUAAAAUCGCCGAACCUCUCCUUAAAUUGUUACGAUCUACUCAACCUACACGGUUUCGUUCUCCUCUCGCCUGGAAUGAUGAUUGUACGGUAGCGUUCCACGCGUUAAAACAACGGCUCAUUUCUUCUCCUAUUAUGCAAACACCAAACUUUUCUUACCCUUUCAUUCUCGAACUCGAUGCGUGUGAAUAUGGCAUCGGAUGCGUUCUCACACAGGAAUACGACAAUAAAAAAUACGUCAUAGCAUAUGCAAGUCGCACGCUGUCAUCGGCUGAAAGAAAAUAUAGUGCAGUAGAACGUGAAGCUCUCGCUAUCGUUUGGGCAACUAAACAUUUUCGCCAAUAUCUCCAGGGUGGCCCAGUAAUCAUACGAUCCGACUGCAAAGCCUUGGAAUGGCUAAAAAAACGCUCGUGA